Molecule: messenger RNA, 1197 nt
Organism: Orbicella faveolata
Lineage: Eukaryota; Metazoa; Cnidaria; Anthozoa; Scleractinia; Merulinidae
Product: dolichyldiphosphatase 1-like
Biological process (GO): lipid biosynthetic process; protein N-linked glycosylation
Cellular component (GO): intracellular membrane-bounded organelle; endoplasmic reticulum membrane
Molecular function (GO): dolichyldiphosphatase activity
Source: RefSeq, a predicted model, not a curated record
CAAUAUGGCGGAUGACACGUUUAUACGGCCAUGCCAAAGUGGAAAAGAUUCUUACCUGUUUGAUAUGGCUGGAGACAAUGUUAAAUGGAAAACAAUAUCUCUAACUCACGUUGAAUAUCCUGAAGGAGACAUUGUUGGAAAGAUCUUAGCAUGGCUUAGUUUGCUUCCUAUUUUUAUCGUGGUUGGUUUUAUAACGUUAAUAGUCUUCCGGCGAGAAAUACACACGAUGACAUUCUUUGGUGGAAUUUUAAUAAAUGAACUUGUUAAUAUGAUGGUGAAACACACCUUGGCACAUCCUAGACUCUGUGGAGAUCAUUUGUUCCCAAAUUCAAGCCAUGGAAUGCCUUCAGAUCAUUCUCAGUUUAUGGCGUUCUUUGCCGUCUAUUCUGUGUUGUUUAUAUAUGUGAGACUCCUCCAUUUUUCUCAGUCAACUACCAUGUGGGAUGAUUUAAUAGAAAAUUUAUGGCGUCAUGUAGUAGCAGUUGGCGUUGUGUUAGUUGCUGUUGCUGUUGGAUUUAGUAGGAUUUACCUUAGAUACCACACACCACAUCAAGUGGGCUAUGGCUUCUUAUUGGGAUGUGGAUUGGGUGCUGCUUGGUUUAUGUUCACGCAGACUGUUCUAACACCUCUCUUUCCAACAAUAACAACCUGGCCCCUCUGUGAAUAUCUAAUGAUCCGUGAUUCAACUUUGAUCCCAUCAGUGAUGUGGUUUGAAUACACACAGUCAAGAACAGAAAUGAAAAAACGACAGAGAAGAGGCUCACACAACAAUUAUUUCAAGUCACAUACCUCCUGAAAGAAGGAAUAAUGAUCAAAGAGUAUAAGACGUACCAUGAGCGCUCUGUGAUAGACAGAAAUGUAUCAGAUACCUUUUCUAAUUAAUCAACUACAUGUACAAGAAGGUUGAAAUCAACCCCUCAUGUUAUGAUUAACUAAGAAUGAUCCUCUGGUAUGAUAGUGGUUCUCUGUUAAUGCAAGCCAUCACCCAGUGAACAUUUUAAACCAGAUUACUUAGUGUUGGCAAACAUAACAUACAUGUAGGCCGUAUAACUGCGGUGGGUAAUAAAUUUGUUAUCAAAUAUAACCCCUAAAACUGAAACACUUUCAGCCGCAUAACAGGCACAGGCAGAUAUAUAUCUAUGGUGUAAGUUUUGGGGUCCAUAUACCCAUGGGCAGUUUUUUUGCAUUUACCUCCCC